CCCCCGGCGCGGCGCUGCGAGCCAAGAUGGCGGCGCUGAGCGGCGGCGGCAGCGCCGAGGGGGCCUCGCUCUUCAACGGCGACGCCGAGACCGAGCCGCCCGCGGCCGCGCUCGCCGCCUGCUACGCCGCGGGUGGCGGCGGCGGCGACCCGGCCAUCCCGGAGGAGGUGUGGAAUAUCAAACAGAUGAUUAAAUUAACACAAGAACAUAUAGAAGCAUUGCUAGACAAGUUUGGAGGAGAGCAUAACCCACCAUCAAUAUAUUUAGAGGCCUAUGAAGAGUACACCAGCAAACUAGAUGCUCUACAGCAGAGAGAACAGCAAUUAUUGGAAUCCAUGGGGAAUGGAACUGAUUUCUCUGUCUCCAGUUCAGCUUCAACAGACACAGUUGCAUCAUCUUCCUCCUCUAGCCUCUCAGUAGCAACUUCAUCCCUUUCAGUCUAUCAAAACCCUACUGAUAUGUCACGGAAUAACCCUAAGUCUCCACAGAAGCCUAUUGUUAGAGUCUUCCUGCCCAACAAGCAAAGGACUGUGGUUCCGGCAAGAUGCGGGGUGACAGUCCGAGACAGCCUAAAGAAAGCUCUGAUGAUGCGAGGUCUUAUUCCAGAAUGCUGUGCUGUUUACAGAAUACAAGAUGGAGAGAAGAAGCCAAUUGGCUGGGACACUGACAUUUCCUGGCUCACAGGAGAGGAGUUGCACGUGGAAGUCCUGGAGAAUGUGCCACUCACGACACACAAUUUUGUACGAAAAACAUUCUUCACGUUAGCGUUCUGCGACUUUUGUCGAAAGCUGCUUUUCCAGGGAUUCCGAUGUCAGACAUGUGGCUAUAAAUUUCACCAGCGCUGUAGUACAGAAGUGCCACUGAUGUGUGUUAACUAUGACCAACUUGAUUUGCUGUUUGUCUCCAAGUUCUUUGAACAUCACCCCAUACCGCAGGAGGAGGCCUCCUUAGGAGAGACCACCCCAGCAUCUGGAUCGUACCCUUCAGUGCCCCCCUCAGAUUCUGUUGGACCAUCAAUUCUCCCUAGUCCUUCUCCUUCAAAAUCCAUUCCAAUCCCACAGCCCUUCCGACCAGCAGAUGAAGACCAUCGGAAUCAGUUUGGGCAACGCGACCGAUCCUCUUCAGCUCCCAAUGUUCACAUCAAUACAAUCGAGCCAGUCAAUAUUGAUGACUUGAUUAGAGACCAGGGUGUACGAGGAGAGGGAGCCCCUUUGAACCAGCUGAUGCGCUGUCUUCGGAAAUACCAAUCCCGGACUCCCAGUCCCCUCCUUCAUUCUGUCCCCAGUGAAAUAGUGUUUGAUUUUGAGCCUGGCCCAGUGUUCAGAGGUUCAACUGCAGGUUUGUCUGCAACACCUCCUGCCUCUUUGCCUGGGUCACUCACUAAUGUGAAAGCGUUACAGAAAUCACCAGGACCCCAACGAGAAAGGAAAUCAUCCUCAUCCUCAGAAGACAGAAAUAGAAUGAAAACCCUUGGUCGACGGGAUUCAAGUGAUGAUUGGGAGAUACCAGAUGGACAGAUCACAGUUGGACAAAGGAUAGGAUCUGGAUCAUUUGGAACAGUCUACAAAGGAAAGUGGCAUGGUGAUGUGGCAGUGAAAAUGUUGAAUGUUACAGCACCCACACCUCAACAGUUACAGGCUUUCAAAAAUGAAGUAGGAGUGCUCAGGAAAACACGGCAUGUGAAUAUCCUUCUUUUUAUGGGCUAUUCAACAAAGCCUCAGUUGGCUAUUGUUACCCAAUGGUGUGAGGGGUCAAGUUUAUAUCACCAUCUACACAUCAUUGAGACCAAAUUUGAAAUGAUUAAACUAAUUGAUAUUGCACGACAGACUGCACAAGGCAUGGAUUAUUUGCAUGCCAAGUCAAUCAUCCACAGAGACCUCAAGAGUAAUAAUAUUUUUCUUCAUGAAGACCUCACAGUAAAAAUAGGUGACUUUGGUCUAGCUACAGUGAAAUCACGAUGGAGUGGAUCUCAUCAAUUUGAACAGUUGUCUGGAUCUAUUCUAUGGAUGGCACCAGAAGUUAUAAGGAUGCAAGACAAAAACCCAUACAGUUUUCAGUCGGAUGUGUAUGCGUUUGGGAUUGUUCUUUAUGAAUUGAUGACUGGACAGUUACCAUACUCAAACAUCAACAACAGGGACCAGAUAAUUUUUAUGGUGGGACGAGGAUAUCUAUCGCCAGACCUCAGCAAAGUACGGAGCAACUGUCCAAAAGCUAUGAAGAGAUUAAUGGCAGAAUGCUUAAAAAAGAAAAGAGAUGAGAGACCCCUUUUUCCACAGAUUCUUGCCUCCAUUGAGCUUCUGGCCCGGUCAUUGCCAAAAAUUCACCGCAGUGCAUCUGAGCCGUCAUUAAACCGGGCUGGCUUCCAAACAGAGGAUUUUAGUCUGUAUGCUUGUGCUUCUCCAAAAACACCCAUCCAAGCAGGGGGAUACGGAGAAUUUGCAGCGUUCAAGUAGCCACAGCACCAUGGCAGCACCCACUCUGUUAUUUAAGUCUUGUGUUCCUACAGUUUCUUAACAUCAAAACUCUAUUCUGCUCCGCCAAGCCUAAAGUAAUUUAGAAAAGAUAUCCAUAAGCUUAAAAGUGGAGCAGAAUGGAACUGCCAGUCCAACACAAUGGGAAAAAGUACCUUUUUAGGAACCAGAAUACUCUGCUGCCAGUGUUUCUCCUUCAACACAAAACACCAUGUGCAUUCGGAGACCCGCAGUGGCUGCCUGUGCCGUUGGCAUCAUUCCCAGGAGAGAGGAGAGGGCGCUCGUGGUUUGACUUUGGUGCUCAGGCAUGAGGGGAUGGAACUGCUGCUGCAACUUAGGAGACUUGCUUUGGAUGGUCUGCCGGUCGGCUUUCUCCCUCUAACAACGUAUCAUCAGAGGCUGAAUAUCUGAUGAGUGCUAAUUAAAAGAAUCAUCCUCCGUUCUGAUCUCUCUUCCUGGUGUACUCACUGGUUUGUGGACAACGCAGUAUCCUCUUUUCACUGUGUUACAAUGUCAAACACUUAAUUCUGUCUAAAUUGGGGGGUUUUAUUCCAGUAAAAUUAAAAAGCGUGGGGUGGUGGAAGCUGGAGAAGAUGUUACUCUAAAGGUGAAGAUGUUAAUCUGAAGGAAAAGGGGAUGCUGCUGCACUUUUUGUCAGAUUUACUUUAUCACUUCCUCAAAAAACAAGUGACAACCACCAACCUUAACCUUUUCCUUUUCCAGUAUUUUCUUGGUGUGUGCAUAUACAACAUCUUUUAGAAGGGUUAAGUAGAUCCUUCUUUUGUUGGUCCAGCAACAAACAAGUUUUAAAAAAAAAUGUAGCGAGAUUGUCCUUUUUUUUUUCUUUUUUUUUUUUUUUUGGUAUCAUAUGAUACAGUGUAUUUAUGAAAGAUGCUACUGCAGCAUCUGAAGUCUGUAGAAUUCCUGAUACAGACUGUGAACGGUGUAUGUACCUACUUUAAAAGUUUUAUUUUAAAUGAGGGUGCAGGUUAAUGCCAGGUACCUUACCAAUAUGUAAUGUUGUCAUAAAUGGGAAAAAAAGUUCUCAGGUUGAAUUGAAUACAAAUACAAAACCCCCUAGAAUUAGACAUUCCGAAAAUUGUUUUGGUACUUUCAACAGCUUUUUUUUUUUUUUUAAUGAUUUUUAUCCUGUUAACUAAAUGUCCUCUGAUACGUGUGUGUGUAAAUGUGGAGCAUCUUGUCCUAAUGGCAAGUUGUUAGAUCACAACAAAACGGUACUUGCUGGAUCCACGCUGACUACUUCUCUCAUCGCUUUCUUCCCUGUGAUCUCCUUCCCUUCCGUUUGUCUUUCCCUUUUGUACACUUUGCAAACUGGGAUGAAGGUGGCGGUAUCUACUUCAGAGUGCUUUGUUUUCCUGUCCUCCAGUCCUGGUUUUCAAAUGGUUGGUAGCUUUUUGACAAGUUACCCAGUCAGGGAAAAAAAAAAAAAAAGGAAAAAAAAAGCUCAUCAAGUUCUGCACAUUGUUUACCUCUAGUAGAAUAUCUUGUGAUGUGAUCUGUUUGCAGAGUUCUCUGGUAUGUGGUAUUAAAUGUAAAUUAUUUGUACAGAGGCAAGUCAGACCACAUUAGAAAGAAAUUCAAGCUCAGACAGAAGUUUUCAGAAUUUGAUCCGUAUCUGCCCUGUACCACUCCACGUGAGGCAGGAGAGCUGACCCACCUCUGGCUGGGAGAUCUGGGGGGGAGGAAGAUGUUAGACAAAACCGUGACAAAUAAAUGAAGGAGUUAAGUGUGUGUACAUGCGGUGUCCCUACUAAACGUGUGUAUUGGGCGAGGGGACCGUCCGUGUUUCUGUCUGCAGAAGGCUGCUCUCGGGCUAAGGGAGAAACACACGUCAGUAGCGGGACGCGGUGUUAAAACCCCGGAGUUGUGCGGUGUUGCUGGUAGUCUGUGAUGGUCGUCAGUAAAUAUUUACUGGGCUUAUAGGGACCGGACUAAUCUGAAGUGGGAAUUAUAACUGAAAUACUGUGUAUUCAUAUUAAUUCCACAAACAUUAGCAAGACAGCAAUAGUGAAUGACUUAAUAGUCACUACAAGAGUGAAGUGAUUCAUGUUGGUACAUGAAUAGAAUUGACUUUGUGUACAGGAUGCAUUUAAAAAAAAAAAAAGCACAAUUUUUUCUCGUCUGCUGUGGGUCUUCAGAUGCUGUAAGGCUUUUUCUCCUCACUGAGAUUGGCAGGAAUUUCACUAGUAGCAAUAGCCACUUCCCAGUGUGGAGAAGCUGCUGAAGCGAGCGGUGGUCGGAGGCGCGGACGUGACCCGGGUGGCAGGCGGCGGGGCCGGUGCGGUCGGCAGGCCAGUGAGAUAUUCACAGAGAUCAGCUCCAAGAGGGCCCUCUCGCUGCUCAUUCUCCUUCCACCCCACACGUCGUUUCAGCCCUUGGAUGGGCUGUGGCCUAAUUCGUAAAUGUAGGGCAUACUGGAAAUUAAUAUGCUCUUGAAAGAAACUGUUACCGGAGCGAGUACGUACAGGUGGUUCAAGAGUCGUUGGUUUCACAGAGCUUGAUAAAAGCCCUAGUUUCCUUCCACAAGGUCAUGCUAGCAGAAAACUGUCUGCUAAAAUAUAACUGUUAGGAAUUCCUUUGCUUAAAACAAACUUACUUUUGUGAAGAUUCAUUACCCAUUAGUCUACGAUAUGCUUCUUGAGCCCAUAGGAAAAGCACAAGGAAAAUUGCUAUCCUUGUCCAUGCAAAGCACUUUAUAAGUAACACAUGAUCUUUGUGUUGUGUUUUCUUUCUUUUUUUUUUUUUUUAAAUUGGGGUUUGUUUGUUUUGUUUCAUUUUUCUGUUUUGUUUGUGUCUUUUUUUUUUUUUCCCUGAGGAAUGUGCAAGUUGUUUGGCUGCUGUUUAGAGAAAUCCUUUCAGGAUGCAUUUCUACUGGUUUCCAUGUUUGUUCUUUUCCCUUUGGAUAGCUGUAGUAACAUGUUUAUCUUUAAGAGGUCCCACGUAAUACUCAUGGAAAACUUUGGAAGAAAUUUGGUUUGUAAAUAACUGGGAUUAUUUUUUUUAUAUAUCUUUUCCUUCAAGAAUGUUUCUGGAUGUCUUGCAUGCCAUCAGAAUUAGUCUUAAAGGUGCCCUGUUGAUGUUUAGGGAAUGGGGAGAUGAGUAGACAAGAAUUGAAUACCCUGUUAUAGCAUUGCAAUGAAGGAAGUAAAAUGAAAUAACAAAUACAUUCAUGUUCAUUGCACCAAACUUCUUAAGCUUCUCUAUGAUGUCCCAACCACAAGCACAUGCCAUAGGAUGGAAAUGCUAGUACAUGUUUUGUGUGUGUGUGUGUGUGUGUUGGGACAAACAUCUAGGCAGUCAUGUCGCUUGUCUAGUGUCUAAUAACUGUUUUCAAAACAACCUGUAUCCAGUCCCAGCUCUUCAUGAUGCCCUUACUAACCACAUGCGUAUCUUCCCCUCUGCCUUUCCUUUUCCAUACAGUUGGAAGAGAGCUGUUACCCGUUACAUCUUCCCUGUUCAGUAUGUGAUUGUUUCCUAUGGCAUAUUUGCUGGAACUGGAACGUUGUAGUGGAGCUUAAACCAAAUGGUGUGGGCACAGAGGCCUGCUUAUUUUGAAAGUAAUUUCUGCAUGAAUUAAAUCCUAUAUGGCCUCAGAUACAAUUAGCUCAGUAGGGUUUUUUUGUUGUUGUUGUUUUCCCUGAACUCAUGCAAGUCAUUAAAUGAAUCCACUUCUGCCUUUUAUGCUUACCUAAAAUCAUCUUUUCUUGUACUGGAAUGCUUUAGCAGCUGAUGAUGAUGCAGAAUGAUUGAGGCCAUGUACUGCCAUCUUACUGUGGCCUCUCAGCAUCAACUGGACUAGUACGUACUCGUCAGAGGCAGAAUUUGGCCGUUAUGAUCUAAAACGAAUGAAAUGCUGGCUGUUGAUAAAUACCAUGUCCUUCCACAAAUGCCCCAACAGGGGGGAAAAGACACUGAAGGUCAUGUAUAAAUAGGUUUGUUUCUGUGUUUGCCUGGUGAUGUGAACGCAUCCAGAAUUUUGCAGAAUAUCCGGGGAAGCCAGGUCCUCAGAAACCUUACAAUCACGUGUAAGUUAAGUUGAGGAUUUAAUAACUGAAGGGGCUAAAUUUAGGGAAGAAGCAUGUAGACAUUUCACACCUUUACAGACUAUAAAUUGAAUUCCCUUCUUAACUGUGAGUACAGCAUGUGUAGCACAAAUUAUUCAUAGUACUGUAGGCAAUGUCUUCUGUCUGUUGAAAAAACCUUUCACCAGUAGCACAAUAUGACAGGCAAAGCUUCUAGGUACAGUCAAGCUCAGUUAAAAACCAGUUGCAUGAACGGACUGUUAUGGCAUCGCUUCGAAGGUGCUGGGUGUUCUGUUUUUCUGUUACUCAUUUUACAUAGAAGUUUAUGAAACAAACUGUUUACUGCAGCCUUGUUAAUAUGUAUUUGCACUUCGUGUCUGUUUUGGCAUGCAUUUUUAAGUAUCUUUCGUCAUUGCUUCGUUACUUCUUACCAAGUGAAAAUCAUCAAAAGAGCAGAGAAUUUAAGUUUCGAGGAUGCUAAUGUAGAAGCUACUAAGUCAGCAGUAAAUAAUGACAAAAUUGUGGAGGGAGGAAACUGUUUAAAAAUUUCAGAAUAUAGAGGAUACCAAGAAUGAAUUCAAGUGAAAACUCGCAUGUAUCUUUUCUUCAGAGAAGAGAGCUACCGAGACCCUCUGUGAAAUGGUUUACAUAGGAAUCUCCCCAAAAGAGUCUUGCAGUUUGCCAAAUGAUCAUGUGCCUUCACAACCUACAAAGUACAACAGAAUGUAAACCAGGUGCUUUCUAACUAGAGCAGUGGCUUUGGUUUACUUCUGAUGCAGUAGUUUUGUAUAUAGCUGUUAAUAUAGGUAGGCAUUUUGGAGUUGGUAAACUUCUGUAAAGGAGCAAGGAGAGCAGAGAGCAUUCCCCAAAACACCUACAAUCAUUUCAGAGCUAGGAAUUGAAGGAUACUGAUUCAGUUACAGUAAACCUGCUACUUGAAAUCUGCUCUACUGAAAAUUGAAUGAGGUUCACUUAAUCUAAAUAAAUAAACCCUCCUCCCCCUCCAAAGACACCAAGAUGGUGUCAAAAAAAGGUAAUGUAAAGCUUUGAGUUACACUGUCGUGACAUCUUGGAACGAGACGGUAGAUGAAAAAUGAGAACUAGAUUGGGAGAAAUUGAUGGCUAGUACUCCUGUAAUCAAAGUCCACAUAUAUCAGAUUAUACAAUGAAUUCCCUGGCCCGGAAAGUGCAAUUAAUUUUGUUUUAUGGAAUAUCAGCAGGCUUCCUUAGCUCUUCUUCAGGCCUCUUGCAGUUCCCCAGCAAUGCACACUGUUACUGCACGUUAACCCUGGGAGGCGAUAGGUAUCAUGUCAGCGCAGGGACAGCCAGUGUGUUCCAGUUUGAGUUGCUCAAGGUUCAGUCUGGUUACAGAGGCUUCUGGCAGUACCUACACACUAGUGUCAGUUUUAACCUAUUUGUCCAGAAGGACGAAAGAAUGGCUUUCGGUGUUAGUGCUUUUUCUUUCGCAGGUCUUUCCCUUUUCUUUUUUGGUGCGAGACUUUGGACAUAAUUGUAAAUCACAGAGUUAUGUCUAAAUGGACAGUUCAUGCAAAUAUUAGGCUGAUUUUAACUUGGUUUUGACCCUUUUAGAAA
Messenger RNA from Cygnus olor (mute swan), 8107 nucleotides. It is a transcript of the gene BRAF, whose product is annotated as B-Raf proto-oncogene, serine/threonine kinase. The transcript is spliced from 20 exons. NCBI's taxonomy places the organism in Eukaryota, Metazoa, Chordata, Aves, Anseriformes, Anatidae. Gene Ontology annotation, biological process: signal transduction; protein phosphorylation. The record is from RefSeq and is a predicted model, not a curated record. The coding region runs from base 27 to 2453 and encodes 808 amino acids. Gene Ontology annotation, molecular function: protein kinase activity; ATP binding. Gene Ontology annotation, cellular component: plasma membrane; mitochondrion; cytosol.